AUGAUGCUGACCCCGCGCGAAUCGGAGAAGCUGCUGAUCUACGUCGCCGCCGACCUGGCCCGAAAACGCCAGGGUCGCGGGCUGAAGCUCAACGUUCCCGAAUCGGUGGCCCUGAUCACCGAGUCGAUCCUGGAGGGAGCGCGGGACGGCAGGACCGUCGCCGAGGUGAUGGAACUGGGCCGCCAGGUCCUGCGCCGGGAGGAAGUGAUGGAAGGGGUGCCGGAACUGGUUGACCUGGUACAGGUGGAAGCCACCUUCCCCGACGGCACCAAGCUGGUGUCCGUACACGACCCCAUCGUGUAG
Messenger RNA from Geodia barretti, 303 nucleotides. NCBI's taxonomy places the organism in Eukaryota, Metazoa, Porifera, Demospongiae, Tetractinellida, Geodiidae. The record is from the annotation of a GenBank genome assembly.